Messenger RNA from Parnassius apollo (apollo), 864 nucleotides. The record is from the annotation of a GenBank genome assembly. NCBI's taxonomy places the organism in Eukaryota, Metazoa, Arthropoda, Insecta, Lepidoptera, Papilionidae.
AUGUCUCAGCUCGAUGAUGAGGAUAUUGAAAAUUUACUGCAGCAAUCUGACCUAGAGGAUAUAGGUGAUGAUGAGGACGACACAUGGGCCCCGGAUGCUGAAAAUGACGGUUUAUCUGAUGAUUCUGAGGACGACAUGCCUCUGUCUUCACUGCCGAUUUCUCGUGAAUCUGAUGAUGGAAAAUGGAUUAAAAAGAAGUUCCGUGGUAGGCCUACCGCAGUCCAACAGCCUCCAGACCCAGGUGAGCCACCAAAAUCGCCAGCAGAGUAUUUUGAAAACUAUUUUACUGAGGAAUUAUUUGAACAGUUUUCGACUGCCACUUCACAGUACUAUAUAGCUGAAAAGGGGUGUGCAAUGAAGCCACAAUGCUCGCCAGACGAAUAUGACCCUACAAUAGAGGAUUCUUAUAGAAAGCAAGUUGUGAUUGACGGUGAAACUUGCCUUCUGGAUAUCUUAGAUACGGCUGGUCAAGAGGAAUACUCCGCGAUGAGAGAUCAAUACAUGCGGACAGGUGAAGGUUUCCUAUUAGUUUUUGCAGUGAAUAGUGCAAAAAGUUUUGAGGACAUUGGGUCAUACAGGGAGCAAAUCAAGCGAGUGAAGGAUGCAGAGGAAGUACCGAUGGUCCUUGUAGGCAACAAGUGUGAUCUCCAGGCAUGGGCAGUGGACAUGACGCAGGCGCGAGAGGUAGCACGAAGUUACGGUGUACCCUUUGUAGAGACAUCAGCCAAGACACGAAUGGGCGUCGAUGAUGCCUUCUACACCCUAGUUCGAGAAAUCCGCAAAGACAAGGAGAGCCGCGGCAAAAAGUAUAGGAGAGGGAACAAGAUCGGCUCACGGCGGAGGAUCAAGUGUGAACUACUCUAA